Aspergillus pseudonomiae is the source of this 303-nucleotide messenger RNA. RefSeq lists its product as uncharacterized. The record is from RefSeq and is a predicted model, not a curated record. NCBI's taxonomy places the organism in Eukaryota, Fungi, Ascomycota, Eurotiomycetes, Eurotiales, Aspergillaceae. The coding region runs from base 1 to 303 and encodes 100 amino acids. The transcript has 3 exons.
AUGGAUAAACUCAUGUCCAAGCUUGGCGGUGGUAGCCAGUCCAAGGACAAGGAAGCUGAAGGUGGCAGCUCGAACGACAAAGACUAUGUCGAUAAGGGCAUGUAUUCGCCCCGAUAUUCCCUUUCCCUGAUCUUCCAAUCUACCUCUUCGGGCCUCGACUCAAUUGAAAAGAAGUUCGGCGGUGGUCGAAUCAAUCCCGACGACCCGAAGGUGCGAGAGACGAAUGAGAAAUUUACGGAUGCUGCGAGGAGCAAGCUUGAGAGUCUGACUGGGCAAAAAGCCCCCUCUAAAUUCUCCAACUAG